Messenger RNA from Cryptotermes secundus, 3398 nucleotides. RefSeq lists its product as uncharacterized. NCBI's taxonomy places the organism in Eukaryota, Metazoa, Arthropoda, Insecta, Blattodea, Kalotermitidae. The transcript has 6 exons. Gene Ontology annotation, molecular function: potassium ion leak channel activity. Gene Ontology annotation, cellular component: membrane. Bases 972 to 2720 code for a protein of 582 amino acids. The record is from RefSeq and is a predicted model, not a curated record. Gene Ontology annotation, biological process: stabilization of membrane potential; potassium ion transmembrane transport.
AAGUUUCUGUGCUGAGAGGUUCCUUGGUUAUGAUGUUAGCGGGAGAGAGGGAGUAAACACUUUGGCGACAUUUGCAGGAUGAUGGAGUAGAACUACUGAGGGGAAGUGUAUUAAAAUAGGAAAACGGGGGAGAAAUAGAUGGAUUGCAGAGGAGUGGGAGGUGGGGAGAGCAGUCGCUCUAGGAAGGGAGAGAGUGUGGAGUCAACGGCAAAGGAAUCCUGCACAGAAGAAGAAGUUCUUGGUAUAGGCUGUGUUCUUUUUUAGACUUCGUGCAUUGGAGCCAAGUGGAAAAGAAAAAGGACAAACAUCACUUUAUAACAUGUAGAACGUCUACAAGAGUUCGGCGAGAUGAAUGUGUGGUGGACGAGAGAUUGUGUGUGUUCCGUGUUUCGAGUGAAAUUGUGCAGUUUGAAGAAAGAAAAGGAAAAUUCUAUUUCAAGAGUAACUUUAAAUUAUGACACUUUAUCAAGUAAGCCGUUUCCCUUUAAUGUUGUGAGAACACGAAGGAAAAUAUAAAGAAAAUAAAGGCUGGGAAUCAGAAAAUUGACCUCGAGGGAACGAUUCAGUCGCCCCAAACUACGUCAUACAAUUACGUAAUUUACAUACGUUAUGACGUCAGAGUUUUGUAGGUGAUGGAUAGAAUUGGCCUAAAAUAACCCACAGAAAUAAUGACCACGUUUUCAGCCGCGACUAUCCCAUGUGCAGCUGUUUCCGUAUAGUUAUUCAGAUAUAAUCUAUCACUCAUGAAACAGGUAUCAUAUAAAAUUUAAAUACAUUUGAAAGAUCACUUUUAUCUACUGAAUAAAUAUUAUAAGCAAAUGGCCGUAUGCAGUGUUAACUGAUUUAAAAUCGAAUUCUGUGUUGUAACUUAACAUAUCAGUUCUUUAAGCUGUGUGACUAUUAAACCCAUCGAACUGGGUAGGAAAAGCGUGUAACGAAGAUUUAGUGGAUGUGCAGAAACUUUACACCACAUGCUGGAGGAACCUGAGGACGUCGCGGCCAGUCGGUGCAGCACGCUGCUCCGUUACACCUGGAAAAUAUGCACCUGCCUCUUUUCCCACGUGACCCUUGUCUCUCUGGUCGUGUCGUAUUGCAUAAUGGGAGCCUUCACCUUCCAGAAUCUGGAGGCACACAAUGAAAUAAAGGUGAAACGUAAUAUCAGUAGAAUCCGUUUUAACGUAACGGAAGAUCUCUGGAUAUUAUUCCAAACGACAGAUGUGCUGAAAGAGGACACAUGGACAGCUAAAGUGAGAGACAGGUUGAAAGUGUUCGAGCAAGAACUGCUGCGGUCCAUGAAGUCAGACGGUUGGGACGGAACAGAGGACGAAAAUGUUGUUCAAUGGUCCUUUGCUGGAGCACUGUUCUAUUCAAUCAUAGUGAUCACCACUAUCGGUUAUGGACACAUAGCUCCUAAGACACAAUGGGGAAAAGUAGUGACGAUCUUCUACGCCAUCUUGGGGAUUCCCAUGAUGCUGCUGUGCCUCUCGAAUAUAGGCGACAUCAUGGCGCAGUCCUUCCGCUUCCUGUACUGGCGGGUAUGCUGCUAUGUUUGCACCAGGAAGCCAAAGAAGGGACACUCCAGGCGGGGCAGAAGUUUGAGAGGCAGCAGUCGGCAGCCGGGAGCAAGAUAUUCCGGUAGGUCGAGGACUGCUUCGUUUCGAAGAUCGGGCCGGACUUCACAGAGGUCCGCCGACAGCGCUCUGGGGCUUUCGGAGUGUCGGUCCUCCUAUUCGGACACGGACUGCAGGUACUACGACGAUGGAGAUCGCGACCUGGCCAUGAUGUCGCGCGGGAUGCAUAGCAACAGGGCCUCUCAACAUUCGCGCUUCUCCGAUACUGUUCUGCAAGUGUCCAGCCAUGGGGGGGCAGCCCUCGAACAAGGUAGUGACGACAUUCUCCAGGGGCUAGACACGAAGACAGUGCCAGUCCUGUCCAACAGGUACGCCAUAGAGCGCGACGAGGCUGCUGACAAUACCAUCCCCAGGCGCGCCAACUCCACGACAGCAGAUAAGGACGGAGGCCGCCAGCCGCACUACCUAGCCGUUGACAUGCCACCUCCACCUCCGCCAUUGCCGCCCUCACCUGCAGCGCAAACCAGAGAUUCCUUGAAGAGCAGCAUUCGCAGUAAGGGAGCUUAUUCUGGCUCUUACUCGGGCAGUGGGCAACACCGAUACCAUGGAGAUGAUCCCCGUCAGCCAUCGCCUUGCCGGGCCAGAAUCAUGUCGCCCAUGGGGUUCGCCAUUAGUCGCCAGCAGUCGCAGCGGCAACUGAAAUCAUCUCGACUCUCCAGACUGAGAGAAGACGCAGACUAUGACGACUCUGUAGACUACUUUGUAGACUACGAUUAUGAUGACUACGGCGGCGGACAGUCGAGCAGGUCGAAACCAGUCCCUAUCUGGCUCUGUGUUUUCCUUGUCGUCACUUACAUACUCUGUGGAGCGUUUUUGUUUUCGAAAUGGGAGAAGUGGGAGUUUCUUGAUUCUGCGUAUUUUUGUUUCAUAACGCUGACAACUAUUGGAUUUGGUGAUUUCGUUCCUGCGAAACGUGUACAGAACAAGGACGCCACAGUCAGCAUUGCCCUCUGUUCCUUGUACCUCCUCUUCGGAAUAGCAUUGCUUGCUAUGAGUUUUAACCUAGUGCAGGAAGAAGUUAUUAACACUGUAAAACAGGUUGCUAAGCGACUCGGUAUCGUGAAAGACAACGAAGAAGACGAGGAAUAGAAUCCUGUCAUUGUGUCUUCCUUUCACUGCUGUCGAAAUAAAUAGUGUUGCACCAUACUUUCAUGAUUUGUUGGAAGCAAAAUUGCCAGGCGCAUUUGUUCGCUUGCUGCUUGUGACAAAACUUCUGAGUCAGUUACAUCAGUGAAAAUACUUCUUUUUCUUCUUCUUCUUCUUCUUCUUCUUCUUCUUCAUCUUCUUCUUCUGCAGCCUUACGGACCAGGACCUGUGGCACGUUCAAAUUCAGAAUUAAUUUCCGAAAACACCAGUCUAUCACACAUUUGGGGAAAUCCUUGAAAAAGGGCUCGAGAAAUCGUAAGACCUCAAUGAAUAAGGGGCAGUCAAAUGAAAAUGGGGUUACCACGUAUGCGGCGCGCAAGUUGGGAACACUGGAAUUUGCUUACGGUAUGAACAUAUGUUGGGGACUCGGGAGAGCACAGUGACGACGUGCCCUUGCAAACUAGUCGUUUGUUUAUUGUGUUGGAAGUAAGGUUAGCGCUACGUAUGAUCGUCCAACAUCAGCAAUGUAGGCGGGUAAAGGAGGACAGCGAAGUGUAGUGCGCUUUUUGACUACUGAAGGAGGAGGAAGACGAGAAAUUCACCGUCGUAUGUCUGUUGUUUACGGCGAACACAACAUGUCACGUUCGCGUGUGCUGGCGUGGCAUAAGAGAUUCCGAGAGG